AUGGGUAGCGACUGGAGUUCUGUGAAAAAUGAAGUGGAAGCAUUAUAUGAGAUGGUGGAUAGCCCACACUUUAAGGAUGUUGUGUGGAGCAAGAGUGGGCGGUGCAUUGUCAUAAGGAAUCCUGAGAUGUUUGGGUUUGUUACCGGACCACUUUUUGGACUCUAUGGAGGAAUGGAGGAGCUCAGAAAGCUCUUGUCGAACUACGGAUUCAUAAGAAUUGAAAAGUCAAAGCACCUGAAGUAUUAUAACAAGUUUUUCAGGAAAGGGGAGAAGAAUCUCCUUGGGAUGAUUUACAGGUCCUGGGGUAUGGACGGUCUGGAAAUACCGGAAAAAGAGGUUGACUCUAUGAACGAGAGCUGCUGUGCCAUGAUGAACGAGGUCAAUUGCAUGAUUCUGAAGCUUAAGGAGAAUGAGCAGAGGAUUUCUGAGCUUCGAAAUGUACUGUUUUCUCUAUGCUCAUAUAUGGGGACUCUGAAGCCAUAUCACACACUCGAGACCAUGGGAUACGACCCGAGUAACGAAAUGAAGUUUGGGCCAACAAUGUCCAGGUGGGCUGAUGAGCAUCUGAGAAGCAACAUGGUCUGCUCGUUUGGAUUUCUUGACGAGGUUGGAGACUUUCAGGCACACAAGCCAUGCAAUAGAGGUGAGAAAGGGAAGAGGCGGCAUAAUAGGGUUAAGGGGGUGGAUGUGAGGUUCAAUGCGAAAAGACAAAAGGUUGACGGCACCGUAGACAAUCUCCAGUAG
Molecule: messenger RNA, 744 nt
Organism: Encephalitozoon cuniculi GB-M1
Lineage: Eukaryota; Fungi; Microsporidia; Unikaryonidae
Exons: 1
Coding region: 1-744 (247 amino acids)
Biological process (GO): regulation of DNA-templated transcription
Molecular function (GO): sequence-specific DNA binding; DNA-binding transcription factor activity
Source: RefSeq, marked provisional